This is a messenger RNA of Phytomonas sp. EM1, 1254 nucleotides long. The record is from the annotation of a GenBank genome assembly. NCBI's taxonomy places the organism in Eukaryota, Euglenozoa, Kinetoplastea, Trypanosomatida, Trypanosomatidae.
AUGUGGGACUUCACUCAGCCCCUGACCUCGCGCCGGAUUGAGCCCACACGGGUGCUGACGCCAUUUGUGAACCGCAUUUCCGGGUACCAGCCGAUUAUUGCCCUUCACGCGGCGGUGGAUGGGAGCUAUUAUGUGGCCUGCCAAGAUGGAGACAGCCCUGCGCUUAUCGCGUCUGGUGGGAAACAGCUCGGUUACUGCGCGAUCGGCGAGCGUGGGAUGGUAAAUGUGGUGCAGUGUAAAGGACACCGCGCGGCCGUUACGAGCUCCAGUCCGCACGCUACGGUAGCCGGGAGCUUUUACACGGGCGCACAGGACGGGACGGCCCGUCUGUGGGAUCAGAGCUCGUACGAGCGGCACGCCGUGUACGCGGUGAAGCACGGCUCCGGCCAGAUUGACGAUGGGGUUAUUGUCGAAAGCGUUCUGAGCCUAACUUCGGUCGGUGGUGGGGGAAGCGUGUUCGCCACGGGCGGCCAGGAUGGGUGUGUGCAGAUAUGGGAUAAUCGGAUCAAGUACCGUCCGGGGGGUUCUGUCGCCUCGUUUGAUUUGUAUGCACCGCAGGGGCGGUCGUUGCGUGCAGGCUCAAGGACCUUGCCAGGGGAUGAAGUGUUUGAAAAACAUGUUGGGGGGAUGGCUGAGUUCACUCACUCGAGCGGCGUAAUUAAGGCAUAUCCUAUGGUACUAGCCGUCCGUCGCGGAGCAGAGCUUCAGUUUGUCGACCUCCGGCAGCUCUUGCCCUUGGAGAAGGGAAGCGGCGCAUCACCUUCGCGUGUAUCCGCACCACCCCUCUUCGGCGAUACGGUUGUGGACCUGCCGUACAUCACCGACAUCAUGCCUGUCGUUUCAACACAAGACGGUUUCCUAACCUGCACUAGCCGCGAAGGAUUUCGACACGUGGUUGGCGGCCACGUCGUGCACUUUCGGUGUGGUAACGACCCGGAGGCUUCGCGUGCAACUUCGACUCUCCAAGUCUGGCGUGCGGGAAGGCCGAAUGAGGAUGUGCUCUGCGUUUGCGCGGAUGCCGCGACUCUUGGAAGUGUUGGUAGUGGCAGCAUUUUCGCUGGGCUGAGCUCGGGUGAUGUCGUAGUGCAGACUACCGUCGGUGGGGACAACCGCCCCUGUAAGCCUGAUACACCCAUCUUUCGUUGGUUGGCAUCUCGCCCGGAACGCGAGAACGGGUCUGACAAGGCUGAGGGUCGGUCCCUAGGACAAAAAUCAGGUCGAAUAGAAAAUGAUGGAUGCGAGCUACUUUUUUGA